Messenger RNA from Lachancea fermentati, 798 nucleotides. Lineage: Eukaryota; Fungi; Ascomycota; Saccharomycetes; Saccharomycetales; Saccharomycetaceae. The record is from the annotation of a GenBank genome assembly.
AUGUCCACUUUAUCUUAUAAACAAAGAGCUGAGGUGCACCCUAGUCCAGUGGCAUCUAAGCUUCUAAAAUUGAUGCACGAAAAAGAGACGAACUUGUGUGCUUCGCUGGAUGUUGGAUCUACUAAAGAACUUUUAGAUUUGGUAGAGGUACUUGGGCCUCAUAUUUGUCUUCUCAAGACACAUGUGGACAUUUUGCCUGACUUCUCCAUGGAAGGUACUGUGAAGCCAUUGAAGGAACUAGCUCAGAAGUACAACUUCCUGAUUUUCGAGGACAGGAAAUUUGCUGAUAUUGGCAACACGGUGAAGCUGCAAUACUCCUCUGGUGUGCAUAGAAUUGCGGAAUGGGCCGAUAUUACCAACGCUCAUGGAGUUACUGGACCUGGUAUCGUUCAAGGUUUGAAGCAAGCUGCAAAAGAAACCACCGAAGAACCCAGAGGACUUUUAAUGUUGGCGGAACUAUCGUCGAAAGGAUCCUUGGCACACGGGGAAUACACCAAGGGAACAGUCGAUAUUGCGAAGACUGAUAAGGAGUUCGUGAUUGGGUUCAUCGCACAACAUGAUAUGGGCGGUAGAAACGAAGGAUUCGACUGGUUGAUUAUGACACCUGGUGUAGGUUUAGAUGACAAGGGUGACAGCCUAGGCCAACAAUACAGAACUGUUAAGGAUGUUGUCAGUACUGGUUCUGACAUCAUUAUUGUUGGAAGAGGUCUUUUUGCAAAGGGCAGAGACCCCAACGUAGAAGGCGCGCGUUAUAGAAAGGCCGGUUGGGAAGCCUACUUGAACAGAAUCUCUCAGUAG